GUCGGCGGCUUACAUGAAUCCUGUUUUGGGGGGUGUGAGGCAACUGACUCGCGGUAGCCCUGGUUGUAAAUUGCUGUUUUGCCUGUGAUGUGAAUGAACUUCAGCGUGAAAACUGUUGUUAUUGUGUUGAUACUAAGUGGACUCAACUCGACCCUGACUAGAAUUGCUGCUUCGAAACCUGACAUGUGACUGUCAACUUUAUUUUUAGAGGUGGCUUGAUGGGUCCAAUUGUGUCAUCAUGGAUGCCGUAGUAGCGGUAGCCAUCAGUGUGCUAGCUGUGGUGUUUGUGAGCUCCCUGGUUGCCCUGAUCGUGGUGUGCCGGCAUCGAUAUUGCUCUAACAAAGACCACCUCAGCCGUCAGCUACAGGACUCUCGGCCUGAUGUGCACCUGAUCCACAGUCAAAAUGAGGCAGCUGAUAUGGAGCUCGAUGAUGUCCGCUUGCACCCAGACAUUGAGAAGAUUCUGGCAGAUGAGCAGUGGGUAGACGAUGCCACGGGAUUGGUGCCCCACUGCCUGGCUGUUCUCAAGACGUGCCACCAGUUGACCGAGCGCCUGGUGACUGCCUCUGUGGGAUCGGUGCGGCGUCCGGCAACCCAAGCGCAGCUAGCCGAGCUAGCGCAGCUUGCCCAGAGAGUUGGACCACGUGUGGAUGAUGUGGUGCGCGCCAUGUAUCCACCCCUGGAUGCCAGGCUGCUGGAAGCACGUUGUACUGCCCUGAUGCUUUCUGUUGUACACCUGACAUUGGUGAUGCGUUCCUUCUGUGGCCAGCCCAGCAACCCUGGCUGGAUUGAUGAGUACUUGGCACAUGCUGAAGGACACCUUCAGGUUCUUCGUGAAGCUGGCCUAGCUGCAGACACCACAAGCCAGCAGAUGCCGUCAACUGGUGAUGGCUCUCUGCAGCAGCAAAUGGCAACUGGCAAUGUCUCCGCGUGGAAGCCGAGUGUUGACCGCCACGUAUCGGCGUGAAGUUGGUGACUGACCUCGACUAUUUUGCUGAGCUUAGGCUGACCACCUCCCUCUGUAAUGGUUGAUUCUGUGACUUCGCUCACUACUGGCAGUGAGCCACACAGCAGAACAUCUUUGGGUCACAUAUCUCUGAGCCUUAGGAAGAAGUCUCUAAACAGAUACUGCCUCCGUGCCUGUGCUAAAGUGACCACUAGCAUUAUUUUGUUGCCAGUUUAGCAGAUUUCUUCCUAGAUUUAGCAGGCUUAUUCAACUGCAAAAAGUGCAAUUUCCAUAUAUGCUUAGUUUUUUCGGUGAUUUGGAGCAACAUUUUUCUUGUCUCAUCUUUUUAGACGAUUCGCAACACUAUUGGAUCGAUUGCCCCAGUUUCAGCAAAAUGGUGUUUUACAAUUGUGGUGCCUUUCUUUGAUGUUAUGGUUGACAGUAACCAUGCUCCUUGCAAGGAAGCAGAAAUAGUGCCUCAUAUCUCUAUGCAAUCUUUCUCGUUCUGUGUGUAUAUGUGACUAUAUGUGGUUCAGACAGUGCUACAAAAUAACUGUUCAUGCAGCUCUUCUGUCGUAUUUUGUGUCAUAAAACAUGAAGAACUUUCAGUAUGUUAUUCAGUAAGCGAUUUGCUGUUACUGUAAACAUAGAGUUUUGGAUUCGGCUUGCAUUUGUCUCAGUGCAAGCUUCGAGACCUCAGAAAUGCCUAUUUACUGUGUUUUCAACUCUUCCUUGUCAAGAUACUUUUGCAGCAAAUUUUCAUAGAUUUUAGAUUUUUUAGUGCAUUUGAGCAGCAUUUGAAGGCUGUUUUGUGGCAGUCGGCACUCACUGACCGGCUCGACAAAUGGGCACAGAAGUCGUAGAAAAACUGUACACUGCCACCCUACUGUUAUCAAUCUUUUCCCCCUCUAUGUUACCCUGAAAUGCCCUGGCAAAAUGGGCAGCAGUAGGGUGAGCUGUGAGCAUCUCAAGAGCAAAAAUGUGAUGUGAGUAAAAGCCUUCGCCAUUGUGAAGCCUCGUGAACUUCAUUCUUGGCGCACUUCAUCUGGUUGUGACCAACAAAAUAUACGAGUCCUGUGGUUUAUGUUCUUGCUCUUUACUAUUGUGGAAAGUUAUUCUGUAUACAUUAGAACCCAAGCGAUGUUUUCAUGACUGUCCUACUGGCUGCUAUCUUGCCUUUAUGCAGACCCGGUGAAAAGCCCAUAUGUUACUCACAUUUGUUGUAUUUCUACUCAACUGUCACAUUCCGCUAUCACAUUCCUUUAUAUUACAUGGCACUUUCAGUGAAAUGGUAACAUACUUUGCAAUGCAAAUUGUUUACUUUGCAAACAUUGUUCACGUGGUGGAGAAUAGUAUACCUCUUUUAUACAGCUGUGCUUUCUUCCCGAGGACAUGUCAUUCCCACCAUCAAGCAGCUAACCGUGGCAUAUCAUUGUGAUCCUCAUCUGCAGCUACCGGCUAUCCGACUGCAAAUAUAUACACAGAAAUGCGUCAAGCAUACAUCGGCUGCCGAUCCUGAUAGCCACAAUUGCGUCUCCUGUAAAGGUUUUUCAAGUCAAGUUGACCGCAGUACAUAAGUGUCAUGCGGUGAGGCAUGCUAGGAGUGCAAAGGGUCCACUGCUGUGAUGGGACAUUUCGUUCCUAAAUUACAGACGCAUGCACAUGCAGUAUACUUGAGAGUACCAGUAUGGUCGCAGAUGUCUAAAAACUUUAGUGGCAAAUAUUGAGAGCUGUCUGUGGCGUUGCUGCAGCCUUGAGAAAGAAUAAGUAAAAACGUAUGCUAGUUUUCCUUUGUCGCCUUGCUGCCUUUGCUAUUACUUGCUGCCUCCCUUUAAAGUCUGCUAACAAGAAAAUUAGACAGCUGCCAGUCUUGCGUCUUUGCCAAGAUUGCUUCAAUACUAGCCAUUUAUAACCAUUACCCAAUAACCAAUAUACUACCCAUUUAUAUAACCAGUUCAGCUGAAGUUAAGUUUCCUUGCAAUUCUGUUUAACACUUUUCAUAAUUCUUGCACUGCAGUGCACCAUUGGCAGUGCUUUACAACUUUCAUUGUGUAGCCAAACUGUCUAUGGUAAGAGUCCUUGGCACUCAUCUCUCUUCUCUGGCACCUAUUACUGUAAACUCUGCUCUGCUAUGGGAUGUUGAAGGCCAUCAGUGAAUCAGACUGUGUUCAUUUGUUUCAUGUGGCUACUAUGGUCCUUGUGGUGCAUCCUAUAAAGCCCUACAGCAUUUAAGCUACAAAUACACUUUGUGCUUCACUUGACUUUGGUCCAACAUUUCACUGUCUGACAGGUGCUUAUCAACACUUUGCAGAGCUAUCCUGAGGGUUACUAUAAUCCUGACACUUUGAAAAGAGAUUCUGUUCCAUGGCAGCGGCUCAAGCUGUGUGCCACUAGUUGAUGUUAUGAUGCAACUGUGCCUGUUAACUGUGACGUGAUUUGUGAGAGCGUAUUGAGAUUAUGAAAAAGUGACAGUAUGUUAGGUGAAAAGACUACAAUCAUUAGUUUGCUUAGUUGAGAUUUGUGGAGGAGACUUGGCUGUCGUUGCAUAGAUGUGUUAAGGGCUGUGCUACCUGAAUGGUCUGUAGAAUAAAUAGCACUCAUCUUUGCACAUACUGGUGCUAAGCAUACGGCAAUAGAGCAUGAGGAGCAUGUUAAACUUUUAUACAGGUUAACUUCGAUAUAUCGAACUAUAUUAUAUAACAAAGUAAACUUAAAAUGUUUUUCACUUACGUUGGCAUAUAACGAAUGUAUGCUGUGACGAUUAUUGGGUAUAACCAAGUAUUUCCAUAUGAAGCGCAUAUUCAUUAUAACUAUAUUUGACUGUAUUUUAAUGCUCCUGUACUGCACAUCUCGUUUCACAAGCUAUCAUCACCUCCUUAAAUGGUUCUAAAUGUUUCUUUUUUCUAAAUGAAAUUAUCUACUCUUACAAGAAAAGUACAAAUGACAGAUCUGAUAGGGUGUUGCAGGCACCACGUGUGUAUACUGGUGAUAUUUUGUACAUGUUUUUGGAGUGUGAGAAGUUUGUUUGCUGAAAAUGUGCAACUAUAUUUGUCUGACUUUGACAGAUGCUGCCACCAAUGUGCCCACUGUUUACUGUGAAGCCAGGGUGGCAUCCUUUAGUGGAUAGAUAUUCUCAGCAACCUACUUUCCCUGCUAUUUCUUAGCAGGGAUCUGUACAGUUUUGCUUUCCAAGCUUCACCAGCAUUCUUACGAAGAUGAUUUGUUCCCUCACAUGUACUUUGUUGAGAUGCCAUUGUUUGAGAUGGCCAAAAAUGUCAGGCUUUCUUCGGUUUCAGAACACAAUAGAUAUUGGGAAGGCCCUAAUCACAAGUGUGACAUUAAGCAAAAUCGGCAGCUUUCGCAUAUGAGUAUAGCAAGUAAGUUGCAUAAACUGGCGGUGAAUGCUAGUCCAUCGUCAGCUGAAAAGAUGGACCUUACUUUUCAAAGAAAAUUCAACCGGAAAGCUGUUUAUGCCUUGUGCAUACAAGUGCAAAUGAAUAAGUGAUUAAAUGUUUUAGUCAAGACUUAAAAAAAAAAGCAACUUUUGUAAAGAGAUCAGUAAACAAAAGCAAACAUAGCUUCAGUGGUAUCUAGGGCAUCCUACAACACAGCUGUCACUGACGUAACGCCAGUAUGCUUGAAAUCAAUUAAGGUUGUCCAUUUAAUGCGUCUUCUUUCUUUUUUGAAGGAAAGAAGUGGAAAUUUUAAGGGCUCAUUUUUAUUUGUUAUACACAGUAUUAAUGAGCACUAACAGACAAUAAUGCCAAGGGA
Rhipicephalus sanguineus (brown dog tick) is the source of this 4717-nucleotide messenger RNA. Its product is annotated as transmembrane protein 98. The transcript has 7 exons. NCBI's taxonomy places the organism in Eukaryota, Metazoa, Arthropoda, Arachnida, Ixodida, Ixodidae. The record is from RefSeq and is a predicted model, not a curated record. Gene Ontology annotation, cellular component: endoplasmic reticulum. Bases 239 to 967 code for a protein of 242 amino acids.